GACACACAGCAUCCGUAUUGACGAAUGGUAAAGUAUUAGUUACGGGCGGAUAUGAUGGUAGUUUUCGCCUAGAUAGUACUGAAUUAUAUGAUCCAUCAACAGGAAACUGGACAAUGACUGCUAGUAUGAAGGAUGUACGAAAUGCACAUACAGCUUCUGUAUUAACAAAUGGAAAAGUGUUAGUUACGGGUGGAGUUGGUAUUUCUUUUCUAAAGAGUACUGAAUUGUAUGACCCAUCAACUGGAACUUGGACAACAAGUAGUAGUAUGAAUAAUACACGAUUUUUACAUACAGCAUCCGUAUUAACAAAUGAAAAAGUUUUAAUUACUGGUGGACAAGGUUCUGAUUAUUAUCUAGAUGGUGCUGAGCUGUAUGAUCCAUCAACAGGAAACUGGACAAUGACAGCUAGUAUGAGUUAUGCACGAUCUGUACACACAGCAUCCGUAUUAACAAAUGGAAAUGUGUUAGUUUCGGGUGGAUUUGCGGAUAUAGCUGUAAAUAGUUCUGAAUUAUAUUAA
Molecule: messenger RNA, 518 nt
Organism: Rotaria sordida
Lineage: Eukaryota; Metazoa; Rotifera; Eurotatoria; Philodinida; Philodinidae
Source: the annotation of a GenBank genome assembly